Linderina pennispora is the source of this 330-nucleotide messenger RNA. RefSeq lists its product as uncharacterized. The coding region runs from base 95 to 301 and encodes 68 amino acids. The record is from RefSeq and is a predicted model, not a curated record. The transcript has a single exon. NCBI's taxonomy places the organism in Eukaryota, Fungi, Kickxellomycota, Kickxellomycetes, Kickxellales, Kickxellaceae.
UGCCGAAACUGGGAACGAGUGAUUGCCCAUGUAUUUUUCCCUUCAUUCCGGAGCUAACUGCACGUCCCAUUCGUCAGAAAAAGCAAGGGGCAAAAUGAUUCUGAAACAGUUUCAGAUGUUGUCCCCCCUUGAAUCCCCUAUCAGCAACAUUGGCCAUCUGCGCUGCAUGUGUUGUGUAUCGUCUGUCCUGUAUCUGCCGUUCCGAGCACCGCCGCCAGUACAUCAAUUGGGCACUGUGAACAUGUCCAAGCGAGUGCCUUGUUUUACUGUGGACACUGAUCUAUGUGGCAACCAGUCGUGAAAGCAAAAGGAUGUGUGGGCUUUUGGCGC